Molecule: messenger RNA, 4623 nt
Organism: Patella vulgata (common limpet)
Lineage: Eukaryota; Metazoa; Mollusca; Gastropoda; Patellidae
Product: neuralized-like protein 2
Exons: 3
Coding region: 162-944 (260 amino acids)
Biological process (GO): intracellular signal transduction
Molecular function (GO): ubiquitin protein ligase activity
Source: RefSeq, a predicted model, not a curated record
UUCUACUGUUACAUUUAGCAUGAAACGACAUUUCUCUUAUCUUAGUUCUUAAAUGAAAUAUGCACUAAAAAUAGAUACAUAUCUAUAUCUAUCUGUUUUAUAUACAGGUAAAUCCAUGUAGUAGAAACCAGAUGAAUGGACAAUCUGUUUGAUGUUUAUGAAUGGAAAAACUGAGCAAGAUGCCUGUGACAAGAUUUCAUCGGUAUCAUGGACAGAAUAUUGAUCUUUCUCAUGAUAGUAUGGUGGCUUCGAGAGAAACAAGCUUUGCACAUGCUCUAACCUUUAGUGAACACCCAUUAACACCAGGUGAAAUAUUUUUGGUUGAAAUUGAGAAAAAUGAAAGAGGUUGGAGUGGACAUCUGAGAGUAGGACUUACCCAACUUAAUCCAGGAAAUCGGUUUGAAUUACCACAGUUUGCCUUACCCGACCUUGCAAACUUGGGUAAAUCAUGGAUAUUUGCUGUGACAAAGACACAUAAUAGAGUUGUACCAGAAAAUCAGGAGCCAUACAAAUCUGUUAUAAGAAACUCUGAAGUUAUUCAUACCCCGCGUGGAUCUUUUAGUAGAAAUAUGUUGUUACCUAUCAGUAGAAAUGGUGAACCGUGUAGUAAUUCAGACAAUAAAAGUACUAUUUUACCUACUGAUUUAGGUAGUAGGAUAGGUAUAAUGUAUAAAGUUGAGGGCAAUGUUGCAGAAAUGCAUUUUAUUAUUAACGGUGAAGAUCAGGGCCCCUCUUCAAAUACUAUCCCAUUACAAGGUGGACCAUUGUAUGCCGUUGUUGAUGUGUAUGGUACAACAAAACAAGUACGAAUAGUCCAGUUAUAUGGAGUAACUUCAUUGCAAAAUGCAUGCCGUGAUUUACUUUUACAACUUGUGAAAAAAACAGAUAUUGAACGUUUACCAUUGCCCAAAAAAAUUAUACAGUUUCUCAGAUAUGAACUAUAGUCAAUAGUGGAGAAGUAGUACAGAAAACCUAGCCUGUUGUACAAUAGAGACAAAAACAAGUGUUUUGUGCCCGUGUAAUUUUAGGAAUGUUGUGCUUUAAAGAAAUGGAAUCACAUACAUGUUUUCAUACAUGUACAUGUUGCAUGUACAUCUUUAAUCAUACCAUAAUUAAAUGAUAUUUGACUUUUGAAAUCACACCAAUGUACACACCUAUUUAAUUAAGUCACUUUUCAGUUACAUUUGAGUGGGAACAUGUGGUGAAUUUGACCAAGUAUAAGUUCUAAUUAAUGUUAGCAAAGUUCAUUUUUUAUAAUUAUACAUGUAAAUGAGUUUUUAUUAUAAUGAUUGGAGUGUUAAACAAACUGAUAAAAAUGUGAUUGAGUUAUAUGAUCUAUUGAAAGCGACUCCAAAAUUUCGUUCAGAAUUUAAUGAUAAUUUAAUUAAGUAUGAUUCAUGAUAUAAUGUGUUGCAAAUGAAGGAAUUUUGCCCAUAUUGUGUGUUUCCAAAUAUUCAAUAAUUGACAGUAUUUUGUCACACUAUGGUAAUUAUAUGAGAAUUACAUGUACAUGUAGUCCCCUUUUACCACUUGUAUUUGUUUGCAUCUGCAGUAAGUAAAUGUUGAUAUACAUGUACAUGUACUAUUACAGUGUAUAUCAAAAUAUAAUAUCCAAAGCUCCUAAUCAGCCAAUAUCUAGUUUUUCAUGGCCUAAGCAGUUCUAAAAUGUUCAAAAAUUAAUUAUUUAACAUUCAUUAAAGAUACAUUAUGGGAAAUUAGAUAAAGAGCUGGCAGUUCUCAAUAUAAUAGUUAAAAACUAGAUACUGUAAAGGGAAUUUGUUAAAAAUUUCAGUCAAAUUGAUCCACUAUGAACCAAGAUUUUAGCAAUUGAAUUUUCGGUCUAGCCUCGAUCAUCAUUACUAAAGUCGGUAGGAUAAAAAACAGUGUCUCGAUUAUCCAUUUCAUGAUUUAAUUAUGAAUGGAAGUCGAACAGCAAAUCGGAAACUAAUCCAAUAAACAUAGCAGCCUAGCGAUGCCAUGGAGAGUUGAUUAUGGUCUGGAUAAGUUACAUGUAGUUAAUGUCUAAUUAAUAAUUUAGAUAACAUUUCAGGCCCAAAGAAAGACCUGCAAUAGGCAGAUUUAGCUUUUGCAUAAUGUAUGUUUAAGAAACCAAAUCAAAAUAUCAACAGUAGGUAAUAUCUCAAAUUGGACAAUCAGAGGCUUUAAUUAUAUAUGUAUGUGUCCAGUUUUUCGAAAGUAAGAAAUUAAUUAACUCUUUAAUAUUUAAAUAAUAAUCUGGGGUGGCUUAAUUUUAGAGAAAUUGUGAGAAAAUAUAAUAAUUAUCAUCAACUGUGACUUUUUCCUUUAACUUCAAAAUCUACAGUCAAAAGAAGAAAUCAUGUUUUUUUCUGUUAUCUGUUAAGUAAUUGGGAGGGGGCGUCCUAAAUAUUGGAAGUCACUGGCUUUAGCCACAUCAGCCCCGAUCAUAAUCCAUACCACUGGUUAAAAAAUAAUACUAUUUUUGUCAAAAAUAUUUUCUCCUGUAUUAAUAUUAUGUCCCGACUAUCUACAUGUACUAUGCUUAUAUAGGUAUAGUUUCAUUAAAUUAUCUACAUGUAUGUUGGUUUAGAUUUGGUGGGGGUCGAGUGGUCUAAUGUAUGCACUUUAGGUCACAAGGUCUGUUAUUGUGUCAACUGGCGUAGGUGGAUUUUCUCUAGUUAACACUCACUGCUAAAGAUCUAGCCUACCUGCCAGUGAAUUAUUGAAAUAAAAUUGAUAGUCCUGAAAUGACCUGGCUUGCGUCCCAAGUGGAUGUUAAACUGUAUGGUUUUGUGUAUCUCUCUCCACAAGGAUUCACACCUUGAGUUUCAGUUUGAUCAACUUGCCCCACUUACAUCAACAAGAUUACAUUGUAACAUUUUUUUUUUCUUAUCUAUCAAGUUGUAUUUAAAGCAGUGUACUCGGGAGCCAUGGUAGCUAAGUGAGUGAGACGCUAGCUCGCUAGUCUGUAGGUACCAGUUUUGAUCCCCGUGUUGGCCAAGAAAGUUCAUCAGGAUUUUGCGGAGUGGUUUCCCCUUGUCAGUGAAGCAUGAUGGAGGGCCUGACAAGAACAACUGUUUAGUCAUUUGGAUGGGAUGAAAAACCAAGGUCCUGUGUACACAUUGGCAUGCACAUAAAAGAUCCCUUGGAAGUUGGAAUUCGAUAUAAGAGUAAGCUGUAGCUUCCCUGUCCAGCAAAAAUUUCCAUCAUAGUAGGUGCUACACUCACUACACUGUAUGGCGGAAGCCCGUCUUCAUUAGCCUAGCUGGAGCAAAACAGUAGGACAUUCAACCCCAUUUCAUUUCAUGGUACUCAGUACUACUUAUCCAUCAAACCUGUAUUGACUCAUACUGAUACAAGUCACAACAAACCAAACAGUAGCACAGACAAUAAAUGUACAUAAGAAAAUGUAAUUUCAAACAUAGUUCUAAAUUCAGCAUUUAAUGCUUUUAGCGAUCACUCCACGGACCAGAAUUUUCCUCUCAUAGAUUUGGCAUGUGGUAUCAAGUAUUCCUGAAAGUAACUAGUAUAAUUAGCUUACCAUGCGGUCCCCAGUAAAAAUUCCCCAAAUAUUAAAGAUAGUCACCUAAAAACUAGUGCAGCAGCUAACUGCAUAACAACAUGGAAAUCGUUCAAAUGUGGAUUUAAGUAUCAAAAUUGACUCAAAUACUCUUUUCGGAAAUUCCCUCUUGUCAGUGAUGCAGGACGGAGGACAGGCAAGGACAACUGUCUAGUCGUUCAGAUGGGACGAAAAACAGGUCUUCUGUACACAGUGGCAUACAUGUAAAAGAUCCCUUGACAGUUUAGAAUUUGAUAUAAGAGUAGACUGUAGUGCCGCUGUCUGGGCAAAAUUUUCCUCAUAGCAAACUGUAUGCCCGUCUUCAUUAGCCCAGUUCGGAGCAGAACAGUACGGCCUACUCUUAUAUCGAAUUACAACUGUCAAGGGAUCUUUUACGUGCAUGUCAAUGUGUACACAGGACCUCGGUUUUUCGUCCCAUCCAAACGACUAGACAGCUAUCCUUGUUAGGCCCUCCAUCCUGCAUCACUUGCAAGGGGGAACCACGCCGGAAAGUCUGGAUAUAAUACCAAGGAUGGUGAGAAACCACUGAUUACUCGCGCUGCACUUACUUGAUCCGCCACGAGUGCACGCCAAUAUGUACACGGGACCUCGGUUUUUCAUCCCAUCCACAUGACCAGACAGCUGUCCUUGUCAGGCCCUCCAUCCUGACAGCCACCACCGAUUGGUCCGGGAAAAUUACAACAUUCAGCAAAUCAGUCAGAAAUUUCUCAACGUUUGUGGGGUAAUGGCCAUUGAAUAGUUGUUUUCAUUAGAUUGUUUAUCGUCGCCUUAGAAAAUCUGCGGCAUAUGAAAUGGGGUUUAACGUCUUACUCUUAUAUCGAAUUCUAACUACUAAGGGAUCUUUUACGUGCACGUCGAUGUACAUGUAUACUUCGGACCUCGUUUUUCCGUCUCAUCCGAACAAAUAGACAGCUGUCCUUUUUUUUAAUUCACACCAACAAAUAUUACAGUAGAAAUUCAUCAUACAUAAUAAAUACAUACAUUGUUUUUUAAAAAAAUUAUUAAAUGGUUAAAAUAUUUUUUUUUGGUAAAGAUUUCUUAAAAUAUAUGAGGAUGUUAAAGUA